This is a messenger RNA of Colletotrichum lupini, 1167 nucleotides long. RefSeq lists its product as uncharacterized. The coding region runs from base 1 to 1167 and encodes 388 amino acids. The transcript is spliced from 7 exons. The record is from RefSeq and is a predicted model, not a curated record. NCBI's taxonomy places the organism in Eukaryota, Fungi, Ascomycota, Sordariomycetes, Glomerellales, Glomerellaceae.
AUGGUAUAUCUCGCAAUCCGGACUCAGCGUAUGCUGUUGCCUGCUGACGAGAGGUCCUGGGGAGACUCGUACGGGGCCGUAGGAAUCCUGCGACACCAGCACUGGUUCACGAACUAUGGAAAGAAUGUCAGUGGAAAAAAUGUCUGCCCUGUGAGAAAUACGUGGGCUGAAAACCGUUGGCCGCUAGGUACAGAUACUGGUGCCGUGAGCCCUGUGUCUGCAAAGUCAUCCCGGCACGUCACUCAGGAAGCCCACCCGCCCACUGCAAGCUCACAUGUGGACGGGGAGCAACCUUUACUGAAGGAUACACAGCAAGACGACUCCGACAUAGGUAGAGGCGAUGGCACGGGCGGUGUAGAGAGUCAGCGGCGUGCGGAACUGGAGCUUGACUACUCCUCGUGGGAAUCUGCAGGGAUCUGGUUGGUCCCGCAGAUCGCUGAACCCUCCCGGUCUGCUGCCUGCAUGAGGUACCGGGAACCUUGGCGCCAUUCCCUUUCUCUUUCUUUGGAGAAUGGGCGGAGAGAUACCUGCCUCAUCCGGGCGAUCACAGUAGAUAGUGCAUGUAUCUCUGCUCUAGUCAGGAAGUGUACCAACAUCUAUCUAGUGCCCCCGUUGCAAGGUACUCUGUACGGAUACAGAAAAGGAUUCAAAGAAAGAAUCCAGAUCCCUCGGUCGGGUGGCGGGCUGCAUCAGAGACAGACCCAGCCAGUAGUGGAACAUCCAUCCGCACCCCCCUCCAAUCCCCUCCCGUCUGCCGUCCUCCCACGCCCAGGUUCAUGGCCGAAUCCAGCACGAAGUAACCGUACGUCCCUGAUGAUUGAUGGCCCUUGCUUCCCUGCUUCCUGCGGGUUGCUGCCGCUGUCGCUCUCGCCGUUCCGUCCCAAACCCCAACCCAAAGCUUCCUUCUUGCUUGCACUGCUCAACUCUUUUUCCCUUCACACACUUGCGCCUAACAAGCUUUCUCUGUCCAACAACACAAAACACUUGACCAAGGGGCCUCAGCGUCCGACCGGCCAUGCAUAUCCGCUCGCACCUCCCACCUUCGACAUCUCAAUAGUAGACUACACCCUACAUGUACACUUGGUGAUGCUGUGCGAGACCCCGCUGGCUUUCGCAAGACGUGCCGGCAUCCCGAAGCCCCUCCGAACCAUCACUCAGCCUCCAUAA